Molecule: messenger RNA, 1598 nt
Organism: Apus apus (common swift)
Lineage: Eukaryota; Metazoa; Chordata; Aves; Apodiformes; Apodidae
Gene: NR5A1
Product: nuclear receptor subfamily 5 group A member 1
Exons: 6
Coding region: 18-1418 (466 amino acids)
Biological process (GO): hormone-mediated signaling pathway; tissue development; regulation of transcription by RNA polymerase II
Cellular component (GO): RNA polymerase II transcription regulator complex
Molecular function (GO): nuclear receptor activity; zinc ion binding; RNA polymerase II cis-regulatory region sequence-specific DNA binding
Source: RefSeq, a predicted model, not a curated record
CAGGGCCGCUGGAGGGGAUGGACUAUUCCUAUGAUGAGGACCUGGACGAGCUCUGUCCGGUCUGCGGGGACAAGGUCUCCGGGUACCACUACGGGCUGCUCACCUGCGAGAGCUGCAAGGGCUUCUUCAAGCGGACGGUGCAGAACAACAAGCACUACACCUGCACCGAGAGCCAGAACUGCAAGAUCGACAAGACCCAGCGCAAGCGCUGCCCCUACUGCCGCUUCCAGAAGUGCCUGACCGUGGGGAUGCGCCUGGAAGCCGUGCGUGCCGACCGGAUGCGCGGAGGGAGGAACAAGUUUGGACCCAUGUACAAGAGGGACCGUGCCUUAAAGCAGCAGAAGAAAGCUCUGAUCCGUGCCAAUGGCUUCAAGCUGGAGACUGUGCCUCAGAUCAUGUCCCCGGUGCAGAAUGACUACAGCCUGUCCUCCACCAUCCACAGCAUCCACGCCAUGGCCAAGACCUUGCCGCCCAACCCUGCUGCCCUGACGCCCGUCGACUACGAGCGCAGCCCCUACGGGACACCCUCCCUGGGAAUGACUGUGCCCAGCCACGUGCCGCUCGCCAGCUACCACUACCCCUCCUUCCCCAACCGCACCAUCAAGUCCGAGUACCCAGACCACUACACAAACGUGCACGAAUCCGUGCCCGCCUACAUGUACCCAGAGACCUACCCCAGUAGCUCGCCCCCUGACAUCCCUGAGGUCAUCCUGAAGCUGCUGCAGCUGGAGCCUGACGAGGCGCAGGUGAAGGCGCGGAUACUGGCCUGUCUGCAGCAAGAGCAAGGCAAAGGCCGGCAUGAGAAGCUCAGCACCUUUGGCCUCAUGUGCAAGAUGGCUGACCAGACCCUCUUUGCCAUCGUGGAGUGGGCACGGAGCUGCAUCUUCUUCAAGGAACUGGAGGUGGGCGACCAGAUGAAGCUGCUGCAAAACUGUUGGAGUGAGCUGCUGGUGUUCGACCAUGUCUACCGGCAGCUGCAGCACGGCAAGGACCACAGCGUGCUGCUCGUCACCGGCCAGGAGGUGGACAUGUCGACCAUCACGGCCCAGGCCGGCUCCAUCCUGAACACGCUGGUGCUGCGCGCGCAGGAGCUGGUCCUGCACUUGCACUCACUCCAGGUGGACCGGCAGGAGUUCGUCUGCCUCAAGUUCCUCAUCCUCUUCAGCCUCGAUGUGAAGUACCUGGAGAACCACACGCUGGCUAAGGACGCUCAGGAGAAGGCCAACGCGGCCCUGCUGGAGUACACGCUCUGCCACUACCCCCACUCUGCCGACAAGUUUCGGCAGCUGCUGCUGCGGCUGGCGGAGGUCCGGGCGCUGAGCAUGCAGGCAGAGGAGUACCUGUACCACAAGCACCUGAGCGGGGAGGUGCCCUGCAACAACCUCCUCAUCGAGAUGCUGCACGCCAAGCGGACGUAAGUGCGGUGACCAGCAGAGACCCGGCGCAGCCCCAGCGCUGCCAGCGGCACAGGAUGCGUGCCUGGGGCUGGGGGGCCAUGCCACCUCUCCACCCCACCCUUCUCAAUGAUGCUAUUUAACCUGUACUAUUGGAAAAGUCCCAGAUGGUUUAUUUUAAUAUGCAGUAAGGACAGUUGAGGG